This is a messenger RNA of Aedes albopictus (Asian tiger mosquito), 4329 nucleotides long. RefSeq lists its product as uncharacterized. The record is from RefSeq and is a predicted model, not a curated record. The coding region runs from base 1 to 4329 and encodes 1442 amino acids. The transcript has a single exon. Gene Ontology annotation, molecular function: nucleic acid binding; zinc ion binding. Gene Ontology annotation, biological process: DNA integration. Lineage: Eukaryota; Metazoa; Arthropoda; Insecta; Diptera; Culicidae.
AUGGCCACUACGACGGGAACUGAAGGAGCAGGAUCCGGAUCCACCGGUGCGGGUGCCGGAUUAGCUGCUGGUGCGAGUACGGGAUCGGUUGCCGGUGCCGGCGGCGGAGCAGGAGCCGCUCAUGGUGUUUUUCCAUUUGCUGGUAUGCAGUCCUCGUUCAUCAUCGACCCGUUCGACCGUCACAAAAUGAAAUGGUCGAGAUGGGUGGAGCGGCUGGAGGGGGCGUUCAACUUGUUUGAUGUGCAACCGGAUACCAGACUGUUUCUGCUGCUGCACUUUAUGGGCGGAGAAACGUAUGACAUUCUGUGCGACAAAUUGGCACCCGAGAAACCCCAACAACGAACGUAUGCUGAUAUUGUUGCUGCGCUGGAGGAUCAUUUCAAUCCGGAGCCGCUUGAAAUUCUGGAAAACUUCAGAUUCAAGUGCCGGCGCCAAGGGGAUGACCGUCCAGAUGAAUCCAUCGACGAGUACCUGAUCGCCCUACGGAAGCUAGCCAUCACGUGCAAGUUUGGCGAUUACCUCAACACGGCGUUACGCAACCAAUUCGUUUUUGGACUCAAGGACCGGGCCAUCCAAGCUCGUUUGUUGGAAGUACGGAACCUGACUUUGACCCGGGCUCGAGACAUGGCGGUUUCCAUGGAACUAUCUUCUAAGGGAGGAAGAGAGAUCCAAUCCAAGCAGGACCGACCGGACGUCAACUUGGUCGAUCGUCAGAGGAGCUACAAAGUGCAGGUAAAGGGUGCAAAGAGAAAUAAGACAAAUAAAGAUACGGGUGCUGGGAAAACCGGGGAAUCGAAGGGUGAAUGCUACCGAUGUGGUAGCCCUACACAUUUCGCCAAUAAGUGUCCACAUAUACAUACCGUCUGUAACUUUUGCAAAGUGGUUGGACACCUACAGAGAGUGUGCCUAAAGGCGAAGAAAACCGUAAGGAGUGCCAAAUCUUCUGCGCAUUUGUUGGAGGAGGAUUCCACGGCGGAUUCGAACAAGAACGAGGUCGUUACGCUGGAGGAAUUGUGCAAGCUGGAUGCAGUUGCCGAGCCCCUCGGUUCCAAGUUCUGGCUGGACGUCAAGGUGGACGGAAAGGAGGUACGCUUCGAAGUUGAUACGGGAGCUCCUGUUUCGAUCAUCAACGUAGAUGACCACCGGAGAUUCUUCGGCGGCAAGAAGCUGCGCCCGCCGAAUAUGGAGCUCGUUAGUUUCUGCAAUACGAACAUCGGUAUUGAGGGAAUGCUGGACGUUGCUGUGGAAUACGGGGCUGAACGAGUGUCACUACCUUUGUACGUUACAAGCAUGAGGAAACACCCACUGCUGGGCCGUCAAUGGAUGCGAAGGCUGCGGAUUGAUCUUAACGACGUGGCCUAUUCGGUUGUUCAUGCGUUUGCUGCUGCUGCUGUUCCGGUUCCGGGAAGGGUAACUACCAAACUGCCGAAGGUUCCUGCAACGAUUGCUGCUGCUACAACGGUUCCGGAGCGUGUUCCUGUUGAACUACCGAAAGUUUCUACUGCUGAUGUCAAAGCGCUGGUACAGAGGUACGCGAAUCUCUACGACGACUCUAUCGGGAAGAUUAGAGAUUUGUCUGCGAAGCUACGCCUGCAGCCGGAUGCCGUUCCAGUUUACAUCAAGGCGCGACCGGUGCCGUUUUCUCUUCGUGGUGCUGUUGAACAGGAGUUGGAAAAGCUGGUGAAGGAUGGUGUCCUAGAAAAGGUCAACCACAGUGCGUGGGCCACGCCCGUAGUGCCGGUGAUGAAGGCCAACAAUCGGGUAAGAUUGUGUGGCGACUAUAAAAUCACAGUCAACCCAAACUUGGUCGUCGACGAACACCCGCUGCCUACUAUGGAGGAACUAUUUGCCAACGUUGCCGGAGGAGAUAAAUUUUCAAAGAUUGACCUAACUCAAGCCUAUCUACAGCUUGAAGUUGAGGAAGAAGAUCGUGAGGUAUUGACUCUGAGUACGCAUAAGGGUCUGUACCGGCCAACGCGAUUGAUGUACGGAGUCGCGUCUGCGCCAGCGAUAUGGCAACGGUUGAUGGAGGAGAUCUUGAGCGGAAUACCGGGCGUUACUGUAUUUCUCGAUGAUAUUCGUGUUACGGGCCCCAAUGAUCAAGAGCAUCUACGCCGACUGACGGAGGUACUGAAGCGCCUCAGUACUUACAAUAUGCGAAUCAAUAUCGACAAGUGCCAGUUUUUCACCGACGAAAUAGAAUACUGCGGAUACCGAAUCGACAAAACCGGUAUUCAUAAGGUCCGUUCAAAGGUUGAGGCAGUUCAAAACAUGCCAACACCUGCGAACAAAGACCAAGUACGGUCAUUCGUUGGGUUAAUCAAUUACUACGGGAGGUUCUUUCCCAACCUCAGUACGACACUGUACCCGUUAAACAACUUGCUCAAAAAUGCUGUUCCAUUCGUUUGGUCGAAGCAGUGUCAAGCGGCAUUCGACAGCGUGAAGCAGGAGAUGCAGUCAGACAGGUUUCUUGUACACUACAACCCAUCGCUACCAUUGGUCCUGGCAACUGACGCGUCACCGUACGGGGUCGGCGCUGUAUUGAGCCACGUUUAUGCUGAUGGCUCGGAGCGACCAAUAUCGUAUGCUUCACAAACGUUGAACGCAACACAACAGGCGUACAAGCAGGUUGACUGGGAGGCAUACGCGAUAAUUUUCGGAGUCCGGCGAUUCUACCAAUACCUGUACGGCAGACGGUUCAUUCUGGUCACGGACAAUGAACCCCUGAAGCAAAUCCUGUCGGACACGAAGGGCCUUCCGAAAAUGUCAGCGCUAAGAAUGCAACACUAUGCGAUAUUCUUGCAAUCGUUCGACUACAGCAUCCAAUUCAGACCAACGAAACAACACGGGAAUGCCGAUGCGUUUUCGAGACUACCGCUGAAGGAGAAAGUACCGGACAACGUUAUCGAAGAGACGGACAUGCUAGAGGUGAACAUGAUCGAGACUUUGCCGAUAACUGUUGAAGAGCUCGCGAAGGCCACCGCCGCCGAUCAUACCGUGAAGGCGUUGCUGGAAGGUUUACGAACUGAAAGAAGUAUUGAGCCGGGUCACCGUUUUGGAGUUGAUCAGUCGGAGUUCACCGUACAGAAAGGAUGUAUUCUGCGCGGGAUCAGAGUGUACGUUCCCUCGAGUCUGCGAAAUAGAGUCCUCAGCGAACUGCACUCAACACAUUUUGGUAUGACAAGACUGAAGUCUCUGGCUCGUGGCUACGUGUGGUGGCAAGGUAUCGACGGCCAGAUUGAGGAGAUGGUGCGAAACUGCAGUUGCUGCCAAUCGACGAGAGCUGAACCGGCCAAAGCCCCAACUCACUGUUGGCAACAACCGGUGAGACCGUUUGAGCGCAUCCAUGUGGACUUCGCGGGGCCGUUCAUGCAAAGCUACUUCAUUGUGCUGGUAGACGCGUAUACCAAGUGGCCUGUGGUCAAAAUCCUCAAUAACAUCACAACAGCGACUACCAUACAAGUCUGCCGUGAAUACUUCGCUACAUAUGGGAUUCCCUCAGUCUUGGUCUCGGAUCAUGGCGUUCAGUUUACUUCUGAAGCAUUCCAGGACUUCCUUUGGAAGAAUGGCAUCUACCACAAGAUGGGUGCACCAUACCAUCCGUCUACGAAUGGAUUAGCGGAGAGGUUCAUCGGGACAUUCAAGGCCAAGCUCAAGAGUUUGAAGUGCGACAAGGCGAUGCUGCAAGCGGAGCUGUGCAACGUUUUGAUCACCUACAGGAACACCAUUCAUCCAGCAACCGGACAGUCUCCGGCUAUGAUGGUCUACAAUCGUCCGCUGCGGUCUCGUUUGGACUUGAUGAUUCCGAAUCCAGAAACUGCCAGAAAGGAUGUUACAGAGAAAGUACGAAGCAUUCCGAAGGGGGCGAGAGUUGCGGCUAGAGACUACAUUGACAGCGACAAGUGGAAAUACGGAGUCAUUGCUGAAAAACUCGGUAAGCUGCACUACCACGUGCAGUUGGAUGACGGAAGAACAUGGAAAAGGCACAUCGAUCAGCUCAGGGAAGUUGGUUCCAGAUUGGAGAGCACCAGAGUACCGUUGCCGUGUGAGUUACCGAAUAUUCCAGCUGUAGUAUCACCACAAGCAAAGGAUACUGGUCCGAACAUCAGUGCAGGAAACAACGUGUCGAACGAACCAGUAGCAGAACCGGAUUUCCAACCACCAUCAUCGCUGACUGAUAAGACAUCUGCAGGAGUAGAUAACACGAAUCAACCAGUGGCAGUUGUUCCUGGUUCAACCGCUUCUGUCCCGCCGGUUCAGAGAGAUUACCGACAGUCACCGAGAAGAUCCGGUAGGGCAACACGACCGCCUACAAGACUCGAUUUGUGA